Molecule: messenger RNA, 2245 nt
Organism: Galleria mellonella (greater wax moth)
Lineage: Eukaryota; Metazoa; Arthropoda; Insecta; Lepidoptera; Pyralidae
Gene: Svip
Exons: 3
Coding region: 153-392 (79 amino acids)
Biological process (GO): negative regulation of VCP-NPL4-UFD1 AAA ATPase complex assembly; positive regulation of autophagy; negative regulation of retrograde protein transport, ER to cytosol
Cellular component (GO): endoplasmic reticulum membrane
Source: RefSeq, a predicted model, not a curated record
UGUGUCACGUCAAAUUCAAAAAGUCAAAAAUAUUUCGUCAACAAAGUGUUUAGUGUUAUUUUUGUCUGCUUUUCCUGUUUAUGUAUUUUAUUUUAUUGUACUGUUUGUAAAAACAUAAUUUCAUUGAUGCAUAUACUUAGUUUUUCUUGAAAAUGGGGAUAUUUAUGUCCUGUUGUAAACCUUCUGCUUCAGAUGUGUUGACUCCUGACGCCGAAACGAGACGUCGUCAGCAAGUGGAGGCUGCUGAGCGCAGGCUAGCUGAGCAGGCGGCCCGAGGAGUUAAGGAUCCAGAACGGGUGAAGCGCAUGCAGCAAAGGUCAGAAGAAAUGGAAAAACGAGAGCAGGAGUUGCAGAAAGAUGGAGGUCCUACAUUGAGGUGGACAUCUGAAUGAGACGAGGAACCGUUGGUUGGCAACCAGUCAAAAGCUGAAAAAUAUAGAUAUAAGAACUGAAAGAAUUUCAGUUAGCCAUUAGAUCAGUGUUGUCUCCAUAAUUCCAUAUUUAUUGUCAAAUGCUUAAAACUGAGAUAUCAGGCUGAGAAAAAAACUUUUUUUAUUUGAUGUGUUAAUAUGUAAAUAUAAACAAUAGACAGUUUAGUAAACCUACUUUGUAUGAGUCAUAUAAUUUAAUCAUCAUCAUCAUCAUCAUAUAGGCCUUUAACAGUCUACAGCUGAAUAUUAUCCAGAUUAGCAACUGCAGUAAGGCUUUGGAGAUGUUUUAAGAGGGAAGCUGCUGCUCAUUCUGCACUCUUCCAUAGUCACUGCUUACAAUACCCAAAGGAACGGGUGGCCUGUUCUAUAACGGAAGGACACAGGCAUAAUUUAAUCAUAUUUAUAUAAAGCAGCUUUUUAUUCAUCAUGUCUGCCAAGAAAAAUGAUAAUAAUGGAAUCGAGAUCUAGACUGUGUUAGUAGUAUUAACUGAUAAGACAUCAUUGCUGGCAGAAAGAUGAGGAUGACCUUAACACAGUUGGCUCAUUGUGAAGAAUUCACUAGGAAUUAAUCUUUGUAGUUAUAGGAACCACAUAGAUGUUAACCAGGCAGGAUAUAGUGCUAGCAAUGUGGAUAUAUUACUUACAAUUCCCUCUGAUUACUAAACUUGUAUAGGAAUGUAUUGUAUAUUUUAUAAAAUACCUAUCUAGGGACCUAACGUUGUAUAAUUUGUGUAUUCAAUUAAAGUUAUAGUGAGGCUUUAUUUAUAUGUUGUUGUAAAUCAGUGUGUUAAUGUAUUUAUAUAUGUGUGUGUAACUUUUAUACUAUGAAGUAUCUCGUAUAUGGCUCUACCAAAAAAAUAUAUUAAUAUGUUUAAUUAAAAAAAAUAUAUCAACAAUAAAAUAACAAUGGAAUACUUAAAAUAAUUGUGUAUAAAAUUAUCUAUAUUGGAUGACCAAAUAUUUUUCUCGAAUUCUUCUACAUUUAAGUCAUUUUGAAAGAAUUAAUAGAUCCACCAAUCGGUGUUGCCACUUGCCUUUGAUAAUUUGAUACAAAAAAUAUCUUUUAUAGUAAAGUUUAUAAAUACAAUGUUUCUGAUACAUUUUUAAUUUGUCGUCUAAAUGGCUUGGUGUGACAAAAUUAAUUUGUAUUUUUGAAAGUAUUAUAUUAUUUUUAAAAUUUAAUUAGAAUAUGUAAUUCUAAUCAGGGCUAUUUCAGUCCACGCUCGGUAACAGGAGAGUCAAUGGUUAUUUCGAAUUUUUUAUAGUAUAGUACCCUGAAACUUCAUCUAUUUAACUUAUUGUAUGGAUAGCAAAUAAAAUGUCAUCAUAUCAGCUAUUCACCAGUCAACAUAGACCUUCCCCUAUCAGUGGAUUUACAAAUAGUUGUCACACUUGGCAGGCAGGUUGGUAACUGCAACUAGGCUUUGAUGUUUUAAAAGGGACGCUGCUGCCCAUCCUUUGAGCAUUAAGAUCUUUUAAUCAUCUCUUAGGAUACCUAUGGGAAAGGGAAGGGUGGCUUAUUGUGUACAGGGACCACACAGCCAUGUGACAUUUUUUACCUGUAUUAACUUAUUUUUAGUAUUAUAAUUGGAUGUCUAUUAAUUUUAAUUAUAAUAAGAAUGUUUUACAGUGCCCGCAGCGACGAGUAUUUUGUCAAAUCAAGCCAUGUUACUUAGGACAUAUGCACUGACUAGUUAUGUAAAUAUUGUAUUAAGUGUUGUACUGCUGGAUGUUGGCACAACACCAGGCUUUGAUAUUUAUUAUAAUAUGUGGAUAUUGUUGUUUAUAUGAAAUAAAUGUUCUAUUUAAUAUAA